GUACACAAGCGCCAUCGACCUCAUCCGAACAACCUGACGACCGCACCGCCUGUCGUCGCCGGCUGGAGCACUCCCCCUUACUCCACCACGGCCGCAUUGGACGACCCAGCGGCCCGCUCCCGAUCCCGCUCGUCUUGACGCUCCACUGCACGCUCACGCUCGCGCUCGCCCGCCGUCCGCGUCAACCAUGUCGGACAUUGAGAAGUCCUUCAACUACCUGCACGACAACAUACCACAAUGGUUCCAGGACGUCGCUGCGGUAGAGGAGAAGAUAGUGAAGAUGCAGAGUGAGCUGGCCAAGGUCCCCGUGUCAAGAUCACCGCCCAUGAAACGAAAGACGGGUUCCGUCGAGUCGAUACGGGGCCUUGACGCUAUAAGGGAAGAGCCGGGCUCAUCAACUGCCGCACACUCGAGCCCAUUCACGUCGCGAAAACGGAAAACGCCCUCGGUGCUAUCGGGCCAAGCAUCGGGCCCUUCGAAAUACCGGUCACGGACCAUGGUUGUGGUCUACUACGAUGGCCAGAUCCAGAAGUCUUUCGAGACGCUUGUUCGAGCAAUCGGCACUGGUCGCAACAUGCUCCGAAAGGGUAAGAUGGCGGCGAAGAUGGACGAGAUGGCAGCCCUGGCUGGCUCCGACGACGAUGACGACGACGACGACGACGACGAUGCAGUCAUGUCUAAGAUCGGGUACCGACAUCGCACAGGCCUCUCCUCGAUGCGGACUCGGGCGGCCAUGAUGCGAAGCGGACGCGGUCCCAACAACAGCAACAGUACACCUGUGGGGUUGUUCGACUCGACCGACAAGGCAUUGGAGCAGGCCCAAGGCUUGUGUGAGAGGGCUGCUCACCAGUCACUACGCGAAGGAGACUGUCGGAAAGAACUGGACGGCGUCCGCAAACACUUCGAGGAAGUGCUCGAAACCGCUAAAAAGGAAGUCACAAAGUACGCCGAAAGGAAAGAGAAGGAGGCACAACAAGCAGCCCAACAAGAGCUGAUAGUCAAAUUGCAAACGCCAAUACCAGCGCCAGUGCCAGAAUCGAAGGCAAUACUGCCUGCCGAAAUCCGACCAGCAACUGGCACCACGCCCACAACAACAAAGGUAGUGGACAUCGAAGUCGACGACGAAGAAGACGACGAGGACGACAUAGACUUCGUGAUGCCUCCGAUAAGGCUAACGUCGCGCGUCUAAAAGUUUGCCUCUCGCUCUCAUCUCCUUGGUUCCCGUCUGCGGCAAAUGACCUUUACGCAGGAUAUGACACGGCUCCGCAUUUUCCGAUACACAUCCCUACGUCGGCGUCUUCACGUUUAGAUUCUCCAAAAACUAUUCUC
Trematosphaeria pertusa is the source of this 1329-nucleotide messenger RNA. RefSeq lists its product as uncharacterized. NCBI's taxonomy places the organism in Eukaryota, Fungi, Ascomycota, Dothideomycetes, Pleosporales, Trematosphaeriaceae. The record is from RefSeq and is a predicted model, not a curated record. The transcript is spliced from 2 exons. Bases 188 to 1189 code for a protein of 333 amino acids.